Molecule: messenger RNA, 1157 nt
Organism: Ziziphus jujuba (common jujube)
Lineage: Eukaryota; Viridiplantae; Streptophyta; Magnoliopsida; Rosales; Rhamnaceae
Product: mitochondrial import receptor subunit TOM20-like
Exons: 6
Coding region: 114-617 (167 amino acids)
Biological process (GO): protein insertion into mitochondrial outer membrane
Cellular component (GO): mitochondrial outer membrane translocase complex
Molecular function (GO): protein binding
Source: RefSeq, a predicted model, not a curated record
UAUUACUCCUACAGUUAGGAAUUAGAUUACUACUUCCCCUGUAAGUUCCAAACCCUAAACCUGCUCUGCGGCAGAGACACAUAACAAAGCGAAGUCGGUGGUAUAGCUCGACCAUGGCCAUGCAAUUCUCUCAGGACGACUUCGAUCGCCUUCUGAUCUUCGAGCACACUCGCAAAGCUGCGGAAGCUAACUACGCCAAAAAUCCUCAAGAUGCUGAUAAUCUGACGAAAUGGGGAGGAGCAUUGCUCGAGUUGUCACAGUUUCAAAGCGUUGCAGAUUCAAAGGCAAUGAUUAAUGAUGCUAUUUCAAAGUUGGAGGAGGCUUUGGUUAUUAAUCCCUCGAAGCAUGAUGCUCUAUGGUGUUUGGGGAAUGCUAACACUUCUUAUGCAUUUUUGACUCCUAAUUUGGAGGAGGCAAAGGUUUAUUUUGAAAAGGCAUCUGAAUCUUUCCAAAAAGCCGUGGAUGAGGAUCCAAGUAAUGAGCUCUAUCUCAAGUCUUUAGAAGUCACCGCUAAGGCACCAGAGUUGCACAUGGAGAUCCAUAAGCAUGGACUUGCUCAACAGGCUAUGGGUGCAGGACCUACCACUUCCUUCAACGCAAAGGAGAGCUUGUCUUAGCAAAUGAUUGGGAUUGCAGACAAGGCCUAGAACAGCGAGUGUGAUUAUCAGGAUCCUUAAGGCUUGGCCUGCCUUCCUAACCUAGUGUCAUGGGCUUGCUUCCCUCUGUUUCCUUCUGCCACUAUUGGCUGAAUCCACAUACUAUGCUUAAUCCUCUUCUUAUAAUGGUGUGUUCGAUGGUUAGUGAUGGCUAAGAACAUAAUUAUUCCCUACAGGUAUUUAUUAUUGUUUUAGAUUUGCUUCAAUUAUUGGUUUAUUUAAAAUAAAAGUAGGAUUUGGUAGGCUCACGGAAAUGACAUUGAUAUGUACUAAGCCUGUGCUUUAUAUGUUUGUUUCAAAUAUCUAUCUCCUGGACCAUGCUUCUUAAACCCAGGCAAGCCAUGUUGAGUAAUUCAUCAAUAGGCCUUUGGGCUAUAUCCGUAGAUAGGAAAUGUCAUAUGUAUCCAAUGAAAAGUUCCAUGCCAUCAGUGCGAUACCAGAUUGAUUUUUUGUUAGAUGGUAGCAUUAUAUGCAAUAUAUAAUUCACGCUUGGUUAAUAUU